AUGGCACACGUCGCUGCAGACGAGAUGGAUUUAUUCGGAGAAGAUGAUGUAGACCAAACGACGCGCGUACACGCUCCAAUAGCGCAUUCAGAUGAUUCAGAAAACGACGGGGGAGGAAUAGACGACGCGGAAAGAAGGAAAAGAAAGGCAUUGGAAUAUGAAGAGGAUGAAGACGCGCCGAUUCCGGACAAGCUACCGGGUGUCGAGGAAGAUUAUGUCUUGCCGACACUGGGCGUACCACGGAGUUCAGACGGAAAGGUCUGGAUGCUUCGAUUGCCGCAAUACCUGAAAGUCGACUCUCACCCGUUCCAUCCUGACACGUUCCAAGGCUACUCGGACAAAGACAAGAGCCAAGCGAGUGCCAUAAAGCUCGAGCUAACGAACACUAUUCGAUGGAAAUGGAUUCGGAAAGACGAUGGGACCAUGGCGAAACAAUCCAACGCACGGGUCAUCAAAUGGGAUGACGGGACGAUGAGCCUUCAACUGGGCAACGAAAUGUUUGACAUUUCGACAACGGACGAAACCACCACCACCCAUCGUGGAACGGAGACGCCUCCGCUGUCGCAAUCGCAAUCGCAAUCGCAAUCGCAGUCACAGUCACAGUCAAAGUCACAACAAACGAACAGUAUGCGCCAGCAUGGCGUGUCGUAUCUAGUCACCCAACAUAGUGCCCAGCAGCUCCUCCAGGUCGAGGCUACUAUCACGGGCUCGAUGAGUCUGCGCCCAGCUGUGGGCACACAAUCGACUCUACACCGUCAGCUCGUGCAAGCAGUCGCCAAGAAGCACAGCAAAGUUUCCAAACUUCGAUUUGCAUCAGAUGCAAUGAUGCGCGAGGCUGAGCGCGAAGCCGACGCAUUGGCAAAACGCAAACCACGUUCGACGUUGGGACCACGGACGAGUUCAGGACGGGGUGGAGAAGGUACAGGCGAGGGAGGUGUGAGGAGGAGAAGCAGAAUGGCAGAACGCCGAAGAAGGGGCGAGUUUUCAGACGACGAGGAUCAAGAUGACGCUAUGGAGGGCACCCGCGCGACAUUUGGGGGGGCUGGUGGACGAGGUGGGCUGGGUGAAUAUGAAGAGGACGACUUUCUGGUGGGGGAUUCGGACGAGAGCGCAGAUGCGUCACCGAAGAAGAAGCAACGCAAAAGACGUGCGGCGGAAGAGGACUCUGCAGAGGAAGAUGUGGGCGACCUGGAUCGGCUGGACGAGAUGGAUGAAAGGAUUGAACGCGAUCGUAAGAGCAAGGCAACGCAGGAUGAAGACCAGGAAAUGGAUGAGGAGGAUGAGGAAGAAUCGAGGAUUCGAAAGUCUUCUGGCAAGCGCAAGGCAUUCAUCGACAGUGACGAAGAAUAG
This is a messenger RNA of Serendipita indica DSM 11827, 1350 nucleotides long. The record is from the annotation of a GenBank genome assembly. NCBI's taxonomy places the organism in Eukaryota, Fungi, Basidiomycota, Agaricomycetes, Sebacinales, Serendipitaceae.